This is a messenger RNA of Akanthomyces muscarius, 1800 nucleotides long. RefSeq lists its product as uncharacterized. Lineage: Eukaryota; Fungi; Ascomycota; Sordariomycetes; Hypocreales; Cordycipitaceae. Gene Ontology annotation, biological process: regulation of transcription by RNA polymerase II; guanosine tetraphosphate metabolic process. The record is from RefSeq and is a predicted model, not a curated record. The transcript is spliced from 4 exons. Gene Ontology annotation, cellular component: nucleus. Bases 1 to 1800 code for a protein of 599 amino acids. Gene Ontology annotation, molecular function: RNA polymerase II-specific DNA-binding transcription factor binding.
AUGUACAACAAGAUAGCGAAAUUACUGAUCAAAGAGUACUCAAAGGAGGAAACUACGCAGUUGUUCAAGGCCCUGGUUAACGAGGCAAGGCAACAGUUUGAGGAGCUACUGGAGGAAAGCAAUAUCAAGGCAAUCGUGACGUGCAGAUGCAAAAAGCCCAACUCCUUGGAGAAAAAGAUGCACGAUGGCGAGGACAGAAAAAGAUUCAUCGAGUUUCUUGGUCCAUUUGAGAGCCCUGGCCCAGCAGACAAAAGCCUUGUGCGCAAGCUAUAUGAGCAUGCUGACAUGAGCGACCUCGCAGGAGUGCGCAUCGGGGUAUAUCUUCCCGGUGAUAUUCCGAAGGUUGGGAAAAUGAUUGAUGGGCGAAACGAAAAGAUUGAGAGGCAUCUGGACGGGCCCUGGGUCCAAGAUUCCGGCCACGGACGAACGACUUGGGAGCACUACGGGUACAAGUCAUGGCAGUCAGUCGUGGAGUGGUCAUUUAUAGACAAGAAGCUCCAUCGCAUCGCGUCGGCGAAUGUGUUUUAUCCACUCAGAGUCGAGAUCCAGCUCGGGACAGUCAUGACCCAGGCUUGGGCAGAGGUGCAACACGACAUCAUAUACAAAGCGCCUCCCAAUAUCCAGGUGACGGAUACCAUGCGACAAAUGAUUGAUGCCACCAACGGCAUGACAAUCACGGCUGAUAUCUUGCUCGGAGAGCUGGAACGAAGCCGAAAGCAGGCUGAAGAUGAAGUCGAAACCUUCUUCGACCAGUUAUGGGACGGUUGCCGACGUGGAGAUCCCAGAGUCACAAAACAAAUUUUUUCCGCCACUGUCAAUCUAGGUACCAAAGACGAGGAGGGAAAUACGGCACUGCAUUUCGCCUGCGAGCAGGGCAACCUCGACACCGUGGAGAGUCUACUCGCUGUCCUUGACAAACCCGCCGUCAGCCUUACAAACAAAUCCGGUCAAACAGCACUGCACUUUGCCUGCAAGGGCUCGAACAAUACCAAGAUAGUAGAGAAGCUCUUGACCGUUCUUGAUAAGGCCAACGUCAGCCUUCAGGAUCACGAUGGGGAAACAGCGCUCCACCUCGCCUGCAUGGGCUCCAACGUCAAUCUCAGAAUCGUCAAGAAGCUACUGAGCGUGUUCGACAAGGCCGACGUCUGUCGUCCAAACCACAAGGGACGAACGGCGCUCCACAUUGCCGCCGGAACGAAUGGCACUUACCUCGUGUCAGCGCUUUUGCCAUCCCUUGACUCGGACGCUGUGUGCGCUCAGGAUUAUUGGCAGGAUACAGCACUUCACCUGGCUUGCAAAGAGGGUCAUUGCGGGGUGGUCAAGGAGCUCAUUGCCAGGGUUGGUCGAGAGAAGCUGAAGAUCAAAGGGCAGCAUGGGCUCACGGCGUUCCGAGUGGCUCUCACAUCAGGUCAGGAGAGAGCGGUCGGGGAAUUCGCUGGUUUCCUCGACGAAGACGAUCUACUUGCCACGGAUUGGCUGCAGCAGACUGCGUUGCACGUCGCGGCGACAUCCAGCCUGGUCACCGUGGUGGAAGAGUUUCUGGUCAAAGCCAAAGCCGGCAUUGACAUGCAAGAUACCCAAGGAGACACGGCGCUGCACAAGGCCUGCAUGGCGCGCAAUGAGAACAUUGUCCGGGCGCUUUUGAGGGCCAAUGCCACGGUUAGCAUUCAAAAUAAAUUUCGCACCACGGCGUUUGAGGUAGCUGAGAAGCAUGACUUUGAGGACAUACGGAAAGUGCAUCAUCAGUUCAUCCUAAUUCUAUACCAAGCUGCGCAGCACGACAAGCAGACCAUCAGCUGA